AUGGAAGAGAAGAGUGUGUUGGAAAUAACAAUCCCUGGAUCAAGAAAUGUUCAAAACAAAUAUACCGAGUACGAGGUUGUGUGUGUCACUAAUAGCAGGAGCUUCAGAAAGUGCUACACAAAAGUCUUUAGGCGAUACAGUGAUUUCCACAGGCUUCACUGCAGACUCAAGUAUCUCAUGAAGGUGUUGCCGGAGUUUCCAAGGAAGAGAUGGAAUAAAAUGAGUAGGGAGGUUGUGGAGGAGAGAGUGAGGAUGCUAACAGUCUACAUGAGAUUUGUGUGCGACCAGCUCUUGAGGAGCAGAGAGGGCGUGGAAAAGAUCGAAGCGGACAUUGUGGCCUUCAUACAAGGAAGGAGCUCUGUGCCAGAGACUUGA
Molecule: messenger RNA, 375 nt
Organism: Encephalitozoon cuniculi GB-M1
Lineage: Eukaryota; Fungi; Microsporidia; Unikaryonidae
Product: Snx3p-like protein
Exons: 1
Coding region: 1-375 (124 amino acids)
Biological process (GO): late endosome to Golgi transport; endocytic recycling
Cellular component (GO): early endosome membrane; retromer complex
Molecular function (GO): phosphatidylinositol-3-phosphate binding
Source: RefSeq, marked provisional